Molecule: messenger RNA, 1042 nt
Organism: Brassica napus (rape)
Lineage: Eukaryota; Viridiplantae; Streptophyta; Magnoliopsida; Brassicales; Brassicaceae
Product: NEP1-interacting protein 1
Exons: 3
Coding region: 203-916 (237 amino acids)
Source: RefSeq, a predicted model, not a curated record
CAAGUAGGUCACACAUCCUUGAUCUUCUCUCUUAAGAGCUAAGCAAAAAUUCAUUUCUCUAUUUCUUCCAUCUCCUUUCAAAACUCUCUCUCUCUCUACUGAGUAAGCUCCAUUACUCUGUUUUUUUCUUCCUCUUUCUAUUGAAUAAGCUCCACUGCUCUGUUAUAUUCGAAAGGCUUAGUCUUUAAGGUUCUGCAAGAAAAUGGCUUCUUAUAGAUCCCAAUCUGAGCUCUGCCCUCUCUCGCCGUGUCCCUCUCUCGGAAACUUCGUUGAACGGAUCAAAGACGCAUGUCGUUUCCUCGUCUCAGCUGUUCUUGGCACAGUUCUCUCGGCGAUCUUGACCUUCUUCUUCGCUCUAGUGGGAACAUUGCUUGGAGCAGUCACAGGAGCUUUAAUAGGCCAAGAAACCGAGAGCGGCUUCAUCCGCGGAGCGGCUGUUGGUGCCAUCUCAGGAGCUGUUUUCUCCAUCGAAGUCUUUGAAUCUUCUCUCCUCCUCUGGAAAUCUAAUGAGUCACGUUUCGGUUGCCUCCUCUACUUGAUUGAUGUCAUUGUUAGUCUUAUAAGCGGCAGACUCGUACGUGAACGCAUAGGUCCAGCAAUGCUAAGCGCGGUUCAAAGUCAGAUGGGACCUGCGGAUGCAGCUACUUUCGAUGAUCUUUCGAGCAUCUUUGACACCGGUGGCUCAAAAGGAUUAACAGUAGAUGUGGUUGACAAAAUACCCAAAAUCAAAAUCACUGGCGGAAACAACUUAGAUGCUUCUGGCAACAAAGACUCGUGUUCUGUUUGUCUUCAAGAUUUUCAGCUAGGUGAAACUGUGAGAAGCUUGCCACAUUGUCAUCACAUGUUCCACUUGCCUUGCAUUGACAAUUGGUUACUCAGGCACGGUUCUUGUCCAAUGUGUAGACGUGAUUUGUAACCCUCUCCCUUUCUUACCAUUUUGCACAGUCUCUUAUAUGUAUGUACAAAGAAAUGGGAUAAUAAGUUUUGAAACUUUUAGAAACUCAGACCAAAUCCAUUUAAUAGAUUGUGUGUUUUGGCCUCA